Molecule: messenger RNA, 1428 nt
Organism: Pochonia chlamydosporia 170
Lineage: Eukaryota; Fungi; Ascomycota; Sordariomycetes; Hypocreales; Clavicipitaceae
Product: Mis12-Mtw1 family protein
Exons: 4
Coding region: 1-1428 (475 amino acids)
Biological process (GO): cell division; mitotic sister chromatid segregation
Cellular component (GO): MIS12/MIND type complex
Source: RefSeq, a predicted model, not a curated record
AUGACGACUCUCGUGGCGACUCAACGGGCGCUAGAACACCUUAGCAUGAGCAACCACCAAGAUCGCCGACAACCCAAGCGCCCAGCCGCCGCGGCUGAUUUUGAAUGCGACGAUGAUUUCCAGUUUGUUCGAAAGGCGAAGAAGACGAAGACGGAGGAGACUGGGCUUGGGAGCAGGACGACAAGACAGAGCCGGACAGGAUCAGCACAGGCUGUGACGGAAUCUACAGCGCCACCGACGAGAGAUGCGGUUCCGUUAUCAACGUCGGCGACACCGGGCAGACGGAAGUCUUCGCGACGGAAAGCAGCGGAUGACGUACAUCAAAAUGAAGAGACUCAGGCUCCAAGGAGAGCAACGAGGAGAAGCACGCGUUCAGCUACGGCCGAAGCGGAUCAAAGCGCGCAGGAUUCACGACUGCAUGGCAGAACAGGAACGAAAGUAGCGAGCCCGGAUAGAGGACAGCCAUCGAAACCACGACGAUGGGAACCUUCACCAACGCCACGGAGACCGACAGAGACCAAGAUUGCUGUUCCGAUGAGCGACACUCCGAUUAUUAAUCGAAAUAAGGAGAUGCGCAAGAAGGGCGGGAAAGGGAACAGACGGAGCAGUUUGGGAUCCCGCGGGCGGAGAGCAAGCUCCCUCAUACAGAAUGGGCAAACAGCAUUACCGCACCGCGACGUGGAUACGUCGGAAUUCUACAAACAUAUCCAGGCAGAGGCGGUGGAACCAGAGAGGAUGCGAUACUUGUUGAUGUGGUGCGGCAAGCGCGCAUUACCAGAUAAACCGCCUCACGGGACGCCGAAUGCGAAUGCAAUACUGGGUGCACUAGCAAUUCAAGACCAAAUAUCAAAAGACUUUGCUCAAAGAGGAGACUUUUCAAACUGGUUCAGCAGGGACGAAGACGGACCGAAGCAAGCGGCUAUUCUAAAACCGAAUCCCCGGAAUAUCGAACUAGACGAAAAGUUGGUCAAUUUGGAAGCGAGGAUAAAAAAGUUACAAGAAGAAAAACAAGCCUGGUUAGCAAUACGGCAACCACCCCCAGACAUCCCCCCCAUAUUCAACUCCUCCGAACCGCCGAAAAUCGAACUCCCCGACUUCAACCUCCUGGAACCCGAAGAUGUCAAAAUACGGAGCUACCUCGCCGGCGAACUCGUCCCCUUUGCCGACAUGCGCGCCAAGACAGAAGAGAGGAUACGCAAAAUCCAGUCAUCUCUCGAGUUUGAAGUGGACCAGUUGGCGGACAAUGUGCACAAAUUAGAGCAAAGGGUGCUAGUGGCGGGCAGACAGGCCGAUAAAGUGCUGCGUCAUAGUGCGACGCGCCUGAAGGAGCGGGAGGAUAGGGACAAGAUGAGCGCUGGGACAAGGGAUAUGCCCUUGAUGGAGGUGCUGAGGAGUCUGAGCAACAUAUUACCAGAGGGAGGGGGGUGA